Molecule: messenger RNA, 1542 nt
Organism: Erigeron canadensis
Lineage: Eukaryota; Viridiplantae; Streptophyta; Magnoliopsida; Asterales; Asteraceae
Product: CBL-interacting serine/threonine-protein kinase 12-like
Exons: 1
Coding region: 1-1440 (479 amino acids)
Biological process (GO): signal transduction; protein phosphorylation
Molecular function (GO): ATP binding; protein kinase activity
Source: RefSeq, a predicted model, not a curated record
AUGCCAUCAAACACGCCGUCGCCAACAACCAGAAAACAAAUCCUUCUCCGGCGUUAUGAGAUCGGAAAAGUUUUAGGACAAGGCAGUUUCGGCAAAGUGUACGUGGCAACAAAUCUUGUAACAAACCAACUGGCGGCAAUCAAGGUCAUUGACAAAGAAAAGAUCCUAAAAACCGGUUUGAUAGCACACAUUAAGCGUGAGAUAUCAAUCCUUAGACGUGUUCGACACCCGAAUAUCGUACAGCUUUACGAGGUAAUGGCAACAAAAACAAAAAUAUAUUUUGUAAUGGAAUAUGUAACAGGUGGUGAAUUAUUUACUAAAGUUGCUAAAGGUAGAUUAAAAGAAGAAGUAGCUAGGAAAUAUUUUCAACAAUUAAUUUCAGCAGUAGGAUUUUGUCAUGCACGUGGAGUGUAUCAUAGAGAUUUAAAGCCUGAAAAUAUAUUGUUAGAUGAAAAUGGUGAUUUAAAAGUUUCUGAUUUUGGGUUAAGUGCUAUUAGUGAACAAAUAUGUGCAGAUGGUUUGUUUUAUACAUUUUGUGGUACCCCUGCUUAUGUUGCCCCUGAGGUUUUGGGCCGAAAAGGCUACGAGGCCUCGAAAGUUGAUAUUUGGGCUUGUGGGGUUAUUUUGUUUGUGUUAAUGGCUGGUUAUUUACCGUUUCGUGAUCAGAAUGUAAUGGUUAUGUAUAGGAAGAUAUUUAAAGGGGAGUUUAGAAAGCCUAGAUGGUUUUCGGGCGAGUUGAGUAGGUUGUUGAAAAGAUUGCUUGAUACUAGCCCGGAAACUAGGAUUAGUAUACAGGAGAUUAUGGAAGAUAAGUGGUUUAAGAAAGGAUUUAAACAGGUUAAAUUUUAUUUUGAGGAUGAUAAGAUUUGUAGUGUGAAAGAUGGGGAGGAGGGUGAUGAUGGUUGUAUUGAGUAUUGUUCGGAUCAAUCUUGUUGUGAUUCGGAGAGUGAAUUAGUUGAUGGCAAAAGGCGGAGUAGUAGUAGUAGUGGUAGUGUUAGUAAUUUGCCAAGACCGAUGAGUUUGAAUGCGUUUGAUUUGAUAUUGUUUUCACCUAGGUUUAGUCUUUCGGGCUUGUUUGAAGAUGUAAGUGAAGAAUCAAGGUUUCUGACAAGUGAGUCGGUAUCUAGGAUAGUGAAUACGGUUGAGGAGAUAGCGAAAGGGGUUGGUUUUUCUAUCAGAAGAAAGGAUUGUAGGAUUAGUUUAGAAGGGUCAAAAGAAGGCGUGAAAGGCCCAUUGAUGCUCACAGUUGAGAUUUUUGAAUUGACGCCGAUUUUAAGAGUUGUUGAAGUUAAAAAAAGUUCAGGGGAUAGAAAUGAAUAUGAAGAGUUUUGUGAGAGUCAACUCAAGCCCGGUUUACAGCCUCUAGUGCUGUCGGGAUCCAGAGAACCCUCACAGUUGCUUUCUAAUACACCGAAUGAAGAAAUAAACGGGAUUGAGUAAUAAAUAAUAAUUACUGUAUAAGGGUAUGAUCUUGAAUCUUUGAUCUUGUUUAUGUGUUAGUUUCUUAAUGAUAAAGUGCUAAUAUGCUGCAUUAUUUUUGAA